Phytophthora infestans T30-4 is the source of this 3546-nucleotide messenger RNA. RefSeq lists its product as uncharacterized. The transcript has 5 exons. The record is from RefSeq and is a predicted model, not a curated record. Bases 1 to 3546 code for a protein of 1181 amino acids. NCBI's taxonomy places the organism in Eukaryota, Oomycota, Peronosporomycetes, Peronosporales, Peronosporaceae.
AUGCUACAGGAGAGCUUAGGUGGUGGCGGAGAUUCGGCUACCAGCACAAAGAGAGCACAAGCUCAGGUGCAAAAGUUGCUACAACUCGCUUCUGUCAGACCGAAUGCUUUGACUUUACGUGAAUAUCGCGAGGGAUUGGAGGAAUGUCUAAAGCCGGAAGGCAUCCCCGCUAUGAAAAUUCUUGGGUUUCAACUCGCUGGAAUUGGUCCUGGCUGCUCCACACACGAAGUCUGGAAGUUCAUCAUGGAAGCGGUUGUGAACGAGCUGGGCAGUUCCGAGAAUACGUCAGCGUUGGCCGCUGCAAUCCCAGUACUUAGACAGGUUCCAUUGCCUCUUGUGCUUGGCUUUUUGCUGACUCCCGAAAGGGAGCCCAUGAAUAAGCUGCGUUCAAUUCUGACUCACGAGGAUAUCGAAGUUCACUGCAACGCUAUUACGACGCUGUCGCAAUUAACGUUAGACGUGGCUAUCAAUGUCGCUGGGGACGGACUGUUCGUCUUCCCAUUCGAGUCGCACGAGGCACGAAUUUGCUGUCAGCAAGAUCUGGAGACGAUGGUCAACGAUUGUUGGAAGCUCAUCUUCCACACCCUGUCAUUUGACGGGCAAUCUCAGAGUGCUCCUUGGGCUGCUGGUACCGCAUUUACGGCUUUAACGAGCUUGUUCGCACGUUCCAGUACGAUGGCUCCAUUCUUUCCGAGUAUUCAGGAAUCUCUCCGCGUCCAAGCACCUAUCGAUGAUGUCACUUCCGUGGUCUACAAGCAAGCCUUCCCACGCAUUCGAGCGCUGAUAGCUACAGCACGUAGUCUACCCAUGAAGCAGCAGCCAGACGCGAUGCUGUGGAUUUCGAUGCUACUUUACACGAUGAUGGAACGGAGUGGGGCGAGAUGUCCCAGUGUGAGUGUGCCGUACAUGGAAAUUGAUACCGAAGAUAACAACAUCGAAGACGGAGAUGACGACGACGCGCCUCAUGCUUCCACUGAGCCUGUUCGGGUGGAUGAACUCGUGCGUGGUCUGCUCGAAUCCUGGGCAUUUCCUACCGUAUCCAGACGCGUGUCGCUGGCUCAGGCUACGAAUAUGUGUCGAGCUAUCUUCAUUCUGUUGGCGCACCCCUUACAGACGUUCACUCGCAUGCGGUGGGCCGCUCAACUGGCCAACCACUUGAUCGCACAGUGCUAUCUUGCCAACCGAAGCAACAAUAACGGUGUCUCUAGUUCCGAGCUCAAGCUUGAGCUCUGUGGGAUGUUGGUGAAAACCUUUGCCUGGCUAUCUGGCGUCAACUGCCAGUCGCUCUUCGUGCGUACAACUGAAGCGAUUUACCUUUUGGAUCAUGACAAAGACCGACGUGAUCUCGUGCAGACGCUCAUGGACACGAUCGUCGAGCAUGUUGUCGUCAAUCGAGACUUUCAACUGCUCCAAGGAUUGUGCACAAUGGCAUUCUUCAGACAACCCAGAGGGUUCUCACGGCUAUCACCACGAACGAAUGGCUCCGAAGUGUUUCGAGCACUGUUUCAAGCUCUUUCCAAUACGAUCGAGCUGUCGUCACCACCGCGACGUAAUGUGGAGCAUCAAAUAUCGCAGCUUAUUGCUUUGAGAGUGUUUCGAGGGCUCUUGCUACUGAAAUUAGGUGGCUCAGCUACUACCUCGCCAAAGGCGUAUCUUCGCUCUUGCGAGAUGAGCGAGAACAUCGUGUACUACACAGGAUUACUAACCUCCCAUUUCCAGGAUAUGCUGGCGUGUCCCGAGCUUGCACUUCGUGAGUCUUUAGACUUUUUCCAGCAAGAACUGCUCCCUACCAUGGCCCAGAUCGCGUCUCAAUGUGCCCGUCUUCAAAUACUUUGGAUUGGCGUUCGUCUCCAUCGUAAUUACUCUACUCACGUACCUUUCGACGCUCUAGUGCGAGAGCUCCAGUGCGAGACUGGCCGGUUGUUCACUGCUAUCUGGAAUGACGACGACGAGAUGGAAGGAGCCACUUUCGACGAUGGUUUACUUGGUGCCGGUGUCGAGGAAAUACCUGGAAGUCGGGAGCGCGCAGGCGAUGCUAACAACGUCGACGCACUGAUGGUCAUUGGCGACUGCAUUACACUACUAGCUCAGCUUCAGCCACAAACGCAGCCACAAUUUCUCCAACUGUGCGAGAAAAUGAUCGCAACGUUAUCAGCAGCGGGAAGUCCCCCCGCGAUCACAUCCCAGCAGUACCGUGUGAUUGAAGAUGUAAUGGCACAGCUUUCGACACCGCCAACAAAUUUAGCAUCAGCACCGGAAACUCACUUUUCGAAAGAAAUAUUCGACCCUCGAGACAUUUUCCUACCACGGAAACACGUUGAAGACAUGGACCGUCCUAACGAUGAAGAAUAUCGAGAGCCGAUCACUGUUUCCGGUAGUUCUGACCCCGUCUCCAUCCGGAUAUCUCACCACCACUUCCUGUCUAAGAAGGAAGAUGUGGUUACACUGGAUGUCAGUUGCUGCAAUCUCACUACUUGGGCUUUGAGCGAUCUGGAAAUCCAAUUCCGCCCGCUUGGGGGUGUCGGGGUUGUUCAAUGCGUGGAUACAUCGAAAGAUUUAAAGUUACGUAUGUUACGUUCUGGAGAGACCGUCAGUGUUGGUACAAGUGGAGGCUGCACGAGCUUACCGCCAUUUGGUGUGAUUAAAGCUCAGAAGAAGUUCCGAGUAUGUAAGUUCACACAAGUUACGCUCCUGCUGCAAGCAGUGCUAGUCCAAGAUCCUAGCCAAGACGGAGACACGAUGGGGGACAUUCCUGCUGAGGAGACAUCUCCCACGCCAAUCUAUCUGGCAUUCAGUGACCGAUACGUGCUGCAUUUCGACACGUUACUGCGACUUCCGCAGCCUCAAAUUGCGACUGGUUCAUUCUUCCGGCACUGCUGGCAAAGCGCUAACUCGGGUGUCUUGUGGCGAGUCAAAGCUCCCGAAUCAAAAGCACAGAAACUCGGAGCUUGCCAGCACGCACUCCACGUCAUGAAUGCAAAGCUGGCUGUUGUUUCCGAAUUGCUACUCGACCUGCCGAUGCACUUUCACAUUGCUAUGGUCACUCAGACACGAUGGGGAUCAUACAUCACCGCUGUAUUGACAAUGACCCUCGAGUCCGAUUCUAGUUGGUCGGGUGUUCUGGAAGUUCGGUCAACCAGUGAAAACAUCCGAGAGUUCAAAAAAUGGCCGAGAGACACGACUCGUCUCUUUAGCGGAGAUCACGUGCGUCUCUGCAACGAUCCAGUACCACAACGCGAGCCUGUCCACACGUCCACACCACUCAGCAACGCAGCCAAUACUGCAGCACCAUUGCCAACAGCCCCAUCGCCAUUCGACGACGCAUUCUCCACUCCUGUACCUGCUCCCAUGCAACCGAUAGAUCGGCCAAUGAGCAGCGCCGCCUCAACCUUCACGCCGGACGUGCGAUCCACCACGAGCUUCCACAAAGACGUGAGCGUACCCACGGACCGCAGCAUGUCUUCCUUCGCGCGCAGCCAACCAGAGCAAAUGAGAGCCCCCGAGACCACCCCAGCUUCGGAUGAACAGUGGGGCAACUUCCUGUAG